This is a messenger RNA of Medicago truncatula (barrel medic), 2749 nucleotides long. RefSeq names its product subtilisin-like protease SBT1.8. Gene Ontology annotation, biological process: proteolysis. The record is from RefSeq and is a predicted model, not a curated record. The coding region runs from base 122 to 2461 and encodes 779 amino acids. NCBI's taxonomy places the organism in Eukaryota, Viridiplantae, Streptophyta, Magnoliopsida, Fabales, Fabaceae. The transcript has 2 exons. Gene Ontology annotation, molecular function: serine-type endopeptidase activity.
UCUGACACUCACACUGCCACUCUCUUCUUCUCUUCCCCUUUCUUCUCAUUCUCAUUCUCAUUAUUUAACCUUACCAUUAAUUCAAUUCAAUUUAAUACAACCCUAACUUAGAUCCCACAUUAUGGGUUCUGUUUCUAUUUCCAUCUUCCUUCUUCUUACAUUAAUUUCACAAUGUUAUUCAUUACCAUCCAAAAAAACUUACAUAGUUCACAUGAAAAAUCACUAUAACCCUACAAUUUACCCAACUCAUUAUAAUUGGUACUCUUCAACACUUCAAUCACUUUCUUUAUCAAUAGAUUCAUCUAAUCUUGACUCUGAUGAUGUCGUCGACGAAACCGAUUCCGAUCCGCUUCUCUAUUCAUACACAACUGCCUACACUGGUUUUGCUGCAAAACUAAACACUCAACAAGCGGAGACAUUACUUCAAAACGAUGACGUUUUGGGAGUUUACGAAGAUACUCUUUACCAUCUUCACACAACAAGAACUCCACAGUUUCUUGGGCUUGAAACGCAAACUGGUUUAUGGGAAGGUCAUCGUACGCAAGAGUUAGAUCAAGCGUCACACGAUGUUAUCAUAGGGGUGCUGGACACUGGAGUAUGGCCUGAAUCGUUGAGUUUUAACGAUGCUGGUUUGCCUGAGAUUCCCACGCGCUGGCGUGGCGCGUGUGAGAAUGCACCAGAUUUCAACUCUUCUGUUUGUAACCGUAAACUCAUCGGUGCUAGAAGCUUCUCCAGAGGCUUUCAUAUGGCUUCUGGAAAUGGUGCUGAUAGAGAGAUUGUUUCGCCGCGUGAUAGUGAUGGACAUGGGACCCACACGGCGAGCACCGCCGCGGGAGCGCACGUUGGGAAUGCUAGUUUUCUCGGUUAUGCUACCGGAACAGCGAGGGGUAUGGCUCCUCAAGCGCGUGUUGCAGCGUACAAGGUUUGUUGGAAGGAUGGUUGUUUUGCUUCGGAUAUUCUUGCUGGAAUGGAUCGUGCGAUUCAAGAUGGUGUUGAUGUGCUUUCUCUUUCGUUGGGUGGUGGAUCUGCUCCUUAUUUUCAUGAUACCAUCGCGAUCGGUGCUUUCGCGGCGGUGGAGCGUGGGAUCUUUGUUUCCGCGUCCGCUGGUAACAGCGGACCUACUCGUGCUUCGUUAGCCAACGUCGCGCCAUGGAUUAUGACGGUCGGAGCAGGGACUCUAGACCGUGAUUUUCCAGCUUACGCGACGUUGGGUAAUAAAAAACGGUUUUUAGGAGUUUCACUUUACAGUGGGAAAGGAAUGGGAAAUAAACCGGUUAGUUUGGUUUAUUUUAAGGGCACAGGAUCGAACCAAUCCGCGAGCAUUUGUAUGGCCGGUUCACUUGAACCGGCUAUGGUUCGUGGGAAAGUUGUUGUUUGUGAUCGAGGAAUUAGUGCGCGUGUGGAAAAGGGGAGAGUUGUCAAAGAAGCCGGUGGAAUCGGGAUGAUUUUAGCAAACACAGCCGCGAGCGGGGAGGAAUUAGUAGCCGAUAGUCAUUUAUUACCGGCUGUCGCGGUGGGGAGAAUUAUCGGGGAUCAGAUUAGAAAAUAUGUAUCGUCUGAUCUUAAUCCAACGACUGUGCUUAGUUUUGGUGGUACUGUUUUGAACGUUAGACCUUCACCUGUGGUGGCAGCAUUUAGUUCAAGGGGACCCAAUAUGAUAACAAAAGAGAUUUUGAAACCAGAUGUUAUUGGGCCUGGUGUGAAUAUUUUGGCUGGUUGGUCAGAAGCUGUUGGUCCCUCUGGGUUGGCUGAAGAUACUCGUAAAACAAAGUUCAACAUUAUGUCAGGUACUUCAAUGUCUUGUCCACACAUAAGUGGGUUAGCUGCACUAUUGAAAGCAGCUCAUCCAACUUGGAGUCCAAGUGCAAUUAAAUCAGCACUUAUGACAACAGCUUAUAAUCACGACAAUUCCAAGUCUCCACUUCGUGAUGCUGCUGAUGGAUCCUUUUCAACUCCACUUGCUCACGGUGCUGGCCAUGUCAAUCCACAAAAAGCACUUUCUCCUGGCCUUGUUUAUGAUGCCUCAACAAAAGAUUACAUUACCUUCCUGUGCUCCUUAAACUACAACUCGGAGCAAAUCCAACUCAUUGUUAAGCGUCCCAGUGUCAAUUGUACCAAGAAAUUCGCUAAUCCUGGUCAGUUGAACUACCCGUCUUUCUCGGUCGUGUUUUCGAGCAAGAGGGUUGUGAGAUACACGCGGAUCGUGACGAAUGUUGGUGAGGCGGGUUCUGUCUAUAAUGUGGUGGUUGAUGUGCCGUCUAGUGUGGGGAUAACGGUGAAGCCUUCUAGGCUUGUGUUUGAGAAAGUAGGGGAAAGGAAAAGGUACACUGUGACCUUUGUGUCGAAAAAGGGUGCUGAUGCUUCUAAGGUUAGGAGUGGAUUUGGUAGUAUUCUGUGGAGCAAUGCACAGCACCAAGUUAGAAGUCCAAUUGCUUUUGCUUGGACAGAACUGUUAGUGUGAGUUGUUUGUUGGGUUUGCACUUUUAUGUACUAUUAUUUUCAAGCCUACCAAGUCUUUUUCUUUUGUCCAAAAUGAAAAAUCAAAAGAAAGGAGGUGCUUGAGGCUUUGAUGCCAUCAACAACAUAACAUUAUUUAGUUGAAAGUUUAGGAGGUUGUGCUUUCUUUGUUGUGUGUUUUUAAAUGUGGGGAAUGUUUGUAAACAAAUUGAGAUUGAAAAAGGGUGUGAGAUGUACUUUUAAGGGUUAAUAGUAUUUUUUACCCCUGUAAUAUAGGUCAUUUUCGGUUUGA